Messenger RNA from Dictyostelium discoideum AX4, 1131 nucleotides. RefSeq lists its product as hypothetical. The transcript is spliced from 3 exons. The record is from RefSeq and is a predicted model, not a curated record. NCBI's taxonomy places the organism in Eukaryota, Evosea, Eumycetozoa, Dictyosteliales, Dictyosteliaceae. Gene Ontology annotation, cellular component: Ctf18 RFC-like complex; nucleus. The coding region runs from base 1 to 1131 and encodes 376 amino acids. Gene Ontology annotation, biological process: mitotic sister chromatid cohesion.
AUGACACCAAAUGAUGAUGAUGAUACCAAAGUAAUCACAUUUUCAUCAGAUUAUCCAGAUACUGACUAUAGAUUUUUAGAAGCAAAUCAAGAAAUUUUAGAUCAAAUUAAAAAUAAUAAAAAAUUAGUUAUAAAAGGUUCAUUAACAGAUGAAGCAGUAUUAUGUACAGAUGAUAAAACAUUUACAAUUAGAGCAGGACAUACAUCAAAUUCAAUGUUAUUAGUAUCAAAAGACACUAAUAAAAUUAAAGUAGCAUUACAAUAUCAUUUAGAAUUAACAGAGAUACAACCAAAAUUAAAUGUUUUAAAAGAUUUAUUAUACUCUAAAGCAAUUGAUAAUUCAUUAGAUUUUGAAGAUGAUGAAAAUUUAUUAGGUUUCUCUUUUGAUGAAAUAAUUGAUAGAAUUCAAUCAAGUGAGAAAGAAAUUCAACAAUAUUUAUUAAAAUUAAAUACUUUAAUUUAUAAAAAUAGGUAUAUUGUACUUUCAGAAAAUUAUGAAUUUAAAAUUUUAGAAUUAAUAUUAUCAGAAGCAACAAUCGGUGCAUGGAAAUUAGAUAAUAUACCAAUUGAUAAAUGUAUAGAGAAUAUAAGAGCACCUGAAUUUAUAAUUAAGCAUUGUUUACAAUUAUAUAGUAAACAGAAAUCACCAACAAAUAGUGGUGGUGGUGGUGAAGAAAUAAAAGGUGGUGGUGGUGAUGAUAAUAAUGAUGAAAAUAUUUGUUCAUUAGAUUUUAAUAAAGUUUGUAUUUUUAGAGCAAAACAAUUAUUAACAUUAUCAAAUAAAAGUAAUAUGAAAUUUGAAGAUUUUAUGGAUAAUUGGAAAGACACAUUACCAAUUGAAAUUCAACCAAACUUUUCAAUGUUAAAAGGAAUUGCAAUUUUAAUACCAUCAUCAUCAACCAAUCCAAAAGAGAAAUCCGUUAAAUUUAUAAAUGAAUCAAUAUUACCAACAAUUCCAAAAGCAAGAUUCAAAGAAUUAUUUCAAAUUUCAACUCGUUGGUCAAUUGAUGAUAUUGAACCAUUCAUUAAAUCAACAAUUCCACCUGGUAAUUCUUUAGAACAAUUCAUUUUAACUUAUUCAAGACCAAUUACAACUUCAACUGGUGAAAAAAUGAUUGUUACAAGAUUUUAA